Bipolaris oryzae ATCC 44560 is the source of this 2793-nucleotide messenger RNA. RefSeq lists its product as uncharacterized. Lineage: Eukaryota; Fungi; Ascomycota; Dothideomycetes; Pleosporales; Pleosporaceae. The record is from RefSeq and is a predicted model, not a curated record. Gene Ontology annotation, cellular component: catalytic step 2 spliceosome; U4/U6 x U5 tri-snRNP complex. The transcript is spliced from 2 exons. Gene Ontology annotation, molecular function: protein binding. Gene Ontology annotation, biological process: mRNA splicing, via spliceosome; spliceosomal tri-snRNP complex assembly. The coding region runs from base 1 to 2793 and encodes 930 amino acids.
AUGAGUCGACGCGACUUCUUGUCGAUGCCGGCGCCCGAGAAUUAUGUGGCUGGAUUGGGUAGAGGAGCUACGGGCUUUACAACCCGAAGCGAUCUCGGUCCAGCUCGUGAGGGUCCGUCCGAGGAGCAGAUGAAGGAGAUGCUAGCAAAGCGCGCCGCAUCGCUAGGCCAAGCCGCCCCAUCUGCGUAUGGUGUUACCGAAAAGAAGGAGGAAGAGAGGGAUGAAGAUGAAGACCGGUUUCAGGACCCCGACAACGAAGUUGGCCUCUUCUCAAGUGGUAUGAACUACGACAAAGAGGAUGACGAGGCAGAUCGCAUAUACCAAGAAGUUGAUGAGAAAAUGGACAAACGUCGCAGAGCCAGAAGGGAAGCCCGAGAACAGAAAGAACGCGAAGAAUACGAACGAAACAACCCCAAGAUCCAACUCCAAUUCGCCGAUCUGAAACGUGCCCUUGGUGGCGUAUCUGAAGAAGAAUGGGCAGCAUUGCCUGAGGUCGGAGAUAUGACGGGUAAAGCCAAGCGUGCGCGUGAAGCCCGCAUGGCCAACGCCAGAUCCUAUGCAGUCCCAGACAGCGUUCUGGCUGCCGCAUCCAAGAGUGGCGAGCUCGAUACAUCGAUAUCCACGGGAGACGCCGAUGGCAUGACCACCAAUCUCGCAAGUAUUGGUGCAGCCCAACUUUCCGCCCUCACAGUACGACUCGACUCAGCAGCCAGUGCACCCGGUGCCCAGACAUCGACAGCCUCUGGUACGGCAACAUCGGUAGACCCCAAGGGAUACAUGACUGCCCUAAGUAAGAAGGAGGCCAUGGGUGAAGAGGUUCCGGUAGAGGAUAUCAAUCGGGCGCGUGUACUUCUAGAGUCUGCCGUCAAGACCAACGUACACAACGGUCCUGGAUAUGUUGCGCUAGCAAGAUUGGAAGAGGUGGCGGGAAAGAUUCAUACUGCUAAGAAGGUCAUCGCCCGAGGUUGUGAGCUGUGCCCUCGAUCUGUCGUAGUCUGGGAGGAAGCGAUUCGGUUGAACCGCGACAACCUCCACAACGCAAAGGUCAUCGCAGCAAAUGGUAUCAAGCAAAAUACAAAGGCCGUUAAGCUGUGGCAAGCAGCGAUCGACCUGGAACAGACUCCUGCGGCGCGAAAAAAGGUUACUCGACAAGCUCUGGAUCACAACCCUCAGAGUGUAGAACUGUGGAAAACGCUGAUCAACGAUACGGAGGAGCUUGACGCUGUUCGACUUCUAUUCGCCAAAGCAACCGAAACUGUUCCGCUAUCUGAAGAGUUGUGGAUCUCAUAUGCGCGCGUCUCGGAACCAGAAGCUGCACAGCAGAUUCUCAACAAAGCCCGCAAAGCCAUUCCCACCAGUUGGGCCAUUUGGAUCCAUGCUUGCCGACUUCAAGAAGAGCUUGGAAAGGUGGAAAUGCUAGACACGAUCAUGACUCGAGCUGUGAAGUCGCUCAUCAAGGAAAAUGCAAUGAUCAAGCGAGAGGAGUGGAUCACGCAGGCGGAAAUCUGCGAAGAGCAAGGCGACAAGGGAACAGCAACUGCCAUUAUCAAGGCGACUGUUGGAUGGGGCCUUGACGAAGACGAUGAACGCCGAGACGUCUGGCUGGAGGAUGCCAGAAGCGUCUUGAACCGGAACAAGCCAGAGACGGCCAGGGCUAUUCUAGGAUUUGCCGUUGCCGUAUUCCCCUACAGUACGACCAUUUGGCAUGCAUUCGCCGACCUCGAGAAGCAUCAUGGUAACAUGGACUCACUCCUUAGCGUUCUUGAACGGGCAGUCAAUGCCUGUCCUACAUCAGAAUCGCUUUGGCUGCUUUAUGCUCGAGAGAUGUGGCAAUCGGGUGACCCUGAAGGAGCUCGCAAGGUACUGGGCCGAAGUUUCGAGGCGCUCCCAGGUAAUGAGAUGCUCUACACACGUGCGGUUGACUUUGAGGUGGAUGCUGGCAACUACGAACAAGCUCGUAGCUUCCUCCAAGUAGCGCGUGAAUCUGCAGCUACAGACCGCAUCUACAUGAAGUCCGCAGUUCUUGAACGACAACUCGGAAACUUCGAAAUGGCCAUUGAUAUCUGCAACCAGGGACUGCAAAACUGGCCUGGAAGCUGGAAGCUCCAUGCAAUCAAGGGCCAAGUCUACGAACAGCUCUCCAAACUCCCCGAAGCCCACGAAGCCUUCAACAUCGGCACCCGCGCCGCCCCCAAAGCCCCUGUCCUCUUCAUCCUCCUCUCCCGCCUCCAAGUCAAACAAGGCGCCAUCGUCAAAGCCCGCUCAACCCUUGACCGUGGCCGGCAGCAAAACCCAAAAUCCGAGCACAUCCUCCUCGAACAAGUGCGCCUCGAGCGCCGCCAAAACAACAUCAGCGCAGCCCAGCAACUCAUGGCCUCGGCUCUCCAACAAUGCCCCAAAUCCGGUCUCCUCUGGGCCGAAAAAAUCAUGCACCUCGAAUCCCGCACCCAACGCAAACCCCGUGCCCUUGAAGCUAUCAAGAAAGUGGAGAAAGACGCCUUACUUUUCUGUGUCGUCGGCCGCAUCUUUUGGGCCGAACGUCGUCUCGAUAAAGCGGCGACGUGGUUCGUCAAAGCCGUUACUCACGACAGCGAUUUCGGAGAUGCGUGGGUGUGGUAUUACAAGUUUCUGCUCCAGCAUGGGACGGAGGAGAAGCUGCAGGAUACCCUUGCGAAAGCGGCCCUGGCGGAACCGCGGCAUGGCGAGAUUUGGCAGAGUGUUGCGAAGGAUCCGAAAAAUGCGCGGAAGAGUGUUGAGGAGAUUUUGAAGUUGGCGGCGGAGGUGGCGGAGUAA